Messenger RNA from Spinacia oleracea (spinach), 1999 nucleotides. RefSeq names its product peptide-N4-(N-acetyl-beta-glucosaminyl)asparagine amidase A. The transcript has a single exon. The record is from RefSeq and is a predicted model, not a curated record. Lineage: Eukaryota; Viridiplantae; Streptophyta; Magnoliopsida; Caryophyllales; Amaranthaceae. Bases 53 to 1864 code for a protein of 603 amino acids.
UAUAGAUCUUCGCAUUUUUUUGAGGGAAAAAUAAAAAUAAAAAAUAAAAAAAAUGCAUUCUUUACUUUUCUCCCUCCUCUUCACUUCACUCUCUCUCCUCCACCCCUCCACGGCUCUCCCACCCCACCGUCCUCCACCCUCCAUUGCCACGAACUCCCUGUCUUCUUCCAUCCACGCGCCACCAGUUCCUCACCCCACUGUGUUCUUCGAAGUCACGAAACCCACACCUCCGCCAUCUACCACCACCACAACCGCCCCUUGCUCCCACCACCUCCUCUCCCACGACUUUGCCCACACCUACUCUCAACCCCCUGUCACCGCACUAUACUCCCCACCUUCUCACUGCCCCUUCACCCGCUACUCCUCCGUCGUCCUUGAAUUCACAUCCACUUGUAAAGGCCGCCAAUUCGACCGCAUCUUCGGUGUUUGGCUUAACGGCGUUGAACUCCUCCGUAGCUGCUCUGCCGAGCCUACACGCGAAGGUAUUUUCUGGAAGGUUCGUAAGGAUAUUACUAAGUAUUAUUCAUUACUUUUGCAAUCUAAUCAGACUAUUGCUAUUUAUUUAGGGAAUGUUGUUGACAAAACUUAUACUGGUGUUUAUCAUGUGAAUCUCACUUUUCAUUACUACCCAAUUGAGAAUCAUGGUGGAAAAAAUCAUCGAAAAUUAGGGAAUUUGUAUGAAAACUUUGCAGAUUUGAUCCUACCCAUUUCCAGAAAUUUGCCAUUGAACGAUGGGUUGUGGUUUGAAGUUGAGAAUUCAAGUGAUGUUGAGUCAAAAAGUGUGUCAAUUCCCAGAAAUGCUUAUAGAGCUGUGUUGGAAGUUUAUGUUUCAUUUCAUGAAAAUGAUGAGUUUUGGUAUACUAAUUUGCCGAAUGAUUAUUUGGUGGCGAAUAAUAUGAGUAAUCAACAGCCCGGAAAUGGGGCUUUUAGGGAGGUUUUGGUGAGUUUGGAUGGCGAAUUGGUUGGGAGUGUGUGGCCUUUUACUGUGAUCUUCACUGGUGGGAUUAAUCCCCUUGUUUGGCGGCCGAUUAGCGCGAUUGGAUCCUUUAAUCUACCUUCUUAUGACAUAGAAAUCACUCCAUUUUUGGGCAAGUUGUUGGAUGGAAAACCACAUGAUAUUAGCUUUAGUGUUACAAAUUCAUUAAAUGUGUGGUAUAUUGAUGCUAAUUUGCAUCUUUGGUUAGACAAUAAGGUGGAGGUGGUUAAGGGGCAGCUCUUGGAAAACAAUGUUGAGUCUCUAACAUUGUGGACGAAAUCCCAUUUCAAAGGACUUAAUGGGAAGUUUUAUGCUGGUGCAAGUAGGUCUAUAAUGUCUAAAGGAUGGGUAGAAUCCUCGAAAGGGUAUAUGACAACGAUUUCAAUACAAAAAUUUGAUUUUGAAAACUAUAAUGUGCUUAGAAAUGAUGGGAGUUUACAGACAGUGAAUCAGACAAUUGAUUUAAACACCACAGUUUUGACAAAACUGUACAAGGGGUUUGCUUGUCCGUUUUAUAAGACAGAAUCGUUGAAGAAGUUCGGGUUGUUUGUGUAUACCAACCAGGUUGAUGAGGGUAACAAUAGCUAUAGCUUGUUGAGUAAUGUGACUUUGGGUUUGAACGAGGAUAAGAUAUUUGCUACUGAAAGUGUGGUAUCCUCAAGCAUGCUAAGGAACCGGCAAAGAGGGGAGGGAACUAUGGUAGUGAAGAACAAUUUGGUGUCCAGUGGAUUAGGGAGUACACAUCAGGUUUAUGAUUACAAUGAGAACAAGGGUGGUUUUUGUUACUUUAGGAAUGUCAGCAGUCACAACUACACCAUUGUCUUUGAUCAAGUCACGGAUAAAUGUAAGGUUAACACUCUUUUGUCUAAUGUAUUUUCUUUCGACUAGUAUCUUUUUCUUUUCAGGAGAAACAAAUUUCAAAUUUUUUCAUUUUUCUUUAGUCGAUACUCCUAAUAAUGGAGGCCCUGUAAUUUUCAUUAUUCAGCUUAACAUUUGGGUUAAUAAAAAUAGACUUUUGCUUUA